AUCAACAGAUGUAUAUGGAGAAAGUCUGGUGCAUAAUUGGCAAAUACAACAAAACCUUUACUGCAUAAACAAAAUCAGUCUCUAUAAUAUUUAAAAUCUGCUUAUCCGUUUACUCUUCUCAGUUCCCUGAAGAAAAAGCAGGUGAUGAGAAUGGCAGGAGCCAAUGGGAGUAUUAUCGAUUGGGAGUCAGAGUCAUACCCAGUGGCCAUUGACUUCAUUAUCAUUCCCUUCUUUGCUCUAUUCUUCCCAUUUCUUAGGCUUUUGCUUGACACUUACGUUUUUCAGAAAUUAGCCAAAAGAAUGAUGUUUGGGAAGGAUGCAUCAUUAGAUAUUGGGACGCAUGCGAAUAGAAAGAAAGUCAAUAAAUUUAAGGAGUCAGCUUGGAAGUUUGUUUACUUCUCGUCUGCUGAGAUUUUGGCUCUCGCUGUAUCGUACAAUGAGCCCUGGUUCACUAACACCAAGUAUUUCUGGGUGGGACCUGGAGAUCAAGUUUGGCCUGAUCAGAAACUUAAGUUGAAACUGAAGGGCCAUUACAUGUACUCUGCUGGAUUCUACCUAUACUCGAUAUUUGCUUUGCUUUUCUGGGAGACGAGGCGCUCUGAUUUUGGAGUUUCCAUGGCUCAUCAUGUGGCAACUGUCAUCCUCCUUGUCAUGUCUUAUCUAUUUAGAUUUGCUCGUGUUGGAUCAAUUAUUUUAGCCCUGCAUGAUGCAUGUGAUGGAUUCCUAGAAAUUGCAAAGAUAUCAAGAUAUAGUGGCUGCGAAUGGAUGUCUAGUAUUUUUUUUCUUCUGUUUGUUAUCUCUUGGACAAUACUACGAAUUAUUUACUAUCCGUUCUGGAUACUUUGGAGCACAAGCUAUGAAGUUCUUUUGACCUUGAACAUGGAGAAGCACAAGGUGGUUGGACCUCUGUAUUAUUAUCUAUUUAACACUCUUCUGUUCUGCAUAGCUGUUUUUAACGUGUAUUGGUGGAGUUUGAUGGUGGGCAUGGUUGUGGACCAAAUCAAGGCCAGGGGCAAAGUCAGUGAUGAUGUUCGAUCAGAUUCUGAAGGCGAAGAUGGGCAUGAUGAUUGAGAAUCAGAUGGAGAACAGUUUCGUUUCUUUGGUACAAGUACGUGGAAGAACCUUUAUAUUUAUAUAUGGCCAUCGUCUACAUUUUAUCAUAUUCAUGUAUUAGUAAGUCCAAGUUGCAUAUAUAUAUUGCUUACAAAUUGAAUUGAUUAAAGGGUUGGUACGAUAUAGUGGGAUAGAGUAGGAGAAUUAGUUGAAAUAUGGUAGCAACUUAUAUGAUUUAAGUUUGGGUAAUGUACAUAUUGUCUUAAGGUCAUAACAAUUUGUCAUAGAAAAACUUGUACCCCAUGUAUUUUUAUAUCUAUAGGUUCAAAAAUUGGUAUUCUUUA
Mercurialis annua (annual mercury) is the source of this 1397-nucleotide messenger RNA. RefSeq names its product ceramide synthase 1 LOH3-like. Gene Ontology annotation, biological process: ceramide biosynthetic process. Gene Ontology annotation, cellular component: endoplasmic reticulum; membrane. The transcript is spliced from 6 exons. The record is from RefSeq and is a predicted model, not a curated record. Lineage: Eukaryota; Viridiplantae; Streptophyta; Magnoliopsida; Malpighiales; Euphorbiaceae. Gene Ontology annotation, molecular function: sphingosine N-acyltransferase activity. Bases 145 to 1071 code for a protein of 308 amino acids.